This is a messenger RNA of Thlaspi arvense, 966 nucleotides long. Lineage: Eukaryota; Viridiplantae; Streptophyta; Magnoliopsida; Brassicales; Brassicaceae. The record is from the annotation of a GenBank genome assembly.
AAAAGAGAAAAGCACACACUUUCACUUAUGGACCCAUUUGUCCCCGACCUCUCAUCUCCUUCUCUCUCUCUCUCUUCAAGCCCUAAAAAUUCACGCAUUUUGCACUGCAAGUUCGCUGAAUCCCGUUCCUAUCUCUCUCUCUCCGUUUGUUUCCCAAGAAAUUCACUCGAAUCAAAGCUUAAAUUUCGGAUCUUACAGCUGUCUCUUCGGUAGAGGAGACGAUGAGCAGAGAACACCCGCCCGAGCCCCUUGAUUUCUUCAUCUGGACUGUUGAGGAUGUUGGAUCUUGGCUUGAGGAGAUAAACCUUGGGAGCUACCGCCAGAUUUUCAAAGAAAACGGUGUGAACGGAGAGUAUCUAGAAAGCAUGUCUGUGUUUACAACCGAACAGAUCCUUCACUUCAUAAGGAGGCAUCACAUGAAAUGGGGAGACUUCAUCACCCUCUGUAAAGAGCUCAGAAGGAUUAAAGUGGCUUGCUUGAAAGGGGAGCAGAGAGUUCGACGGCCAUGGUGGGCACCAUCUUGUCUCUCAGUAGUCUUUGUUAAGGCGGCUAAGCGCAACCGACAGUCUCGUGUUGUAUCUCUAAAGCUUGAAUCUUGACAUUACACUUUGCCUGUUUAUGUACUUACUUUACUCUCUCUUCUCUUCUUUUCUUUUCCUUUUUUUUUGAUUUGGGUUUUGUUUGUGGAGAUCAAAGCCACAUGCACUAGGAAGAAACAAACUCAAGCCACAAUGCUGUUUGGCUUGGUAGAAUCUUGCGAAGGGAAAAAAAAAAUUUAUGGGUUUUGUGCUUGGGUGUAUACAAAGCUUUCUCUGAUAUGUUUAAUUAUGGCUUGUGCAAUAUAUAUGUGACGGAUAAUAGUAUGUCUAAUCCGAAGUAGUAUGAUUAUUUGUGGAAAAUCCUUGAAGAGGAAGAAAUUAAACUUGUAAAUACGUUCCUAUGAUAUUGGACACUAGUGAAAUUAUA